Molecule: messenger RNA, 2770 nt
Organism: Paramacrobiotus metropolitanus
Lineage: Eukaryota; Metazoa; Tardigrada; Eutardigrada; Parachela; Macrobiotidae
Product: DENN domain-containing protein 1A-like
Exons: 17
Coding region: 397-2520 (707 amino acids)
Biological process (GO): endocytosis; endocytic recycling
Cellular component (GO): intracellular membrane-bounded organelle; cytosol
Molecular function (GO): phosphatidylinositol phosphate binding; guanyl-nucleotide exchange factor activity
Source: RefSeq, a predicted model, not a curated record
GUUAGCGUCACUAGCUACGGUGCCUCGGGUGGGCUACCCUUCUCGUGCAACUGCUGAUUUGCUGGCUAGCUCAUGGAACAUUCAUUCAAAAACCGCCCAUCGCAAACAGAACCUUGAGUGAGUUGAGUCUUUUGAGUUUUUCUUCCAACAGGAAAUGAUAAACAAAUCACAAAGCCAAACGGUAUGAUUUUGUCAUGGGCACGUGCAUACAACUUCAUUCACAUUUUUUUCGAAAAUACAACUUUAGACCUUAGAGACUUGAAACUUGAUGGUCCUUGUGAACUGGAGUAUACCCUAGCUUUCUAGCUUUCUGGACGUUGUUGUUCGCUAUCCGUUAUAUUAUUGUGUUAGUGUUAUUGAUUUUUACGAACGUUGCCAUCUGAUCUUGAAGCAGAAAUGGGUUUGGGAUCUCGGAUAAGGGAGAAGUCUCCUCGUCUUUUUAAUGUUUUUGCUGAAGUGGUUGGUCCCUCCGAAGAGCAAGAAGGUUGGAUUCUUCAAAAAUUUCCUGACGAUUAUACCGAUCAGGAGGUUUUGAAAGUUAUUCCCAUGUUUUGCUUUCCCACUGGAAUAUGCAAUCCCGGUCCAGUGCAGCAGUUCUGCUUCGUCCUGACAGACGUAGAGAGCAAAUUCGUAUUUGGAUUUUGUCGACUAAGCACCGAAGGGAAACAUUGCAUCUGCAUUUUAAGCUACUUACCCUGGCACGAUCUGUAUUAUAAAAUGUUGAAUUAUAUCAUGGAACUUAUGACGAAAAACCCCAGCGAUGAUUCCAUUGGAUUUCUUCGCACGGCAUAUCAGACGGUUGUUCCCAGUGGGGGUGAGGAGCUGCACGUUAUAUACAAACUGCAGAAAGUGGAAUUCCAGGCAUGGUGUCCGGAUAUGAAGAAGCUACCUACAAUACCGGAAAAUCGUGCCAUGACGGAAUUCUAUAAUGCCCUCGAUGUCAACAACAUGAUUACAAUUUUUGCCAGCUUGUUAAACGAAAGGCGAAUCAUUAUUACAUCAAACAAGCUUGGUCGACUUACCGCUUGUGUAAUGGCGUGCAAUACUAUACUUUAUCCAAUGCACUGGCAAUGGAUUUUCGUUACGGUUUUGCCAAAGAAGCUGCUGGAUCAUGUGAUUGCUCCAAUGCCAUACAUUAUUGGAGUUCCCGGUGAAUUACUUUCAGCGGUUUUGGAAAUGGAUCUCGGUGAAGUUGUGAUUGUCGAUUGUGAUCAGCGCGUUGUGAAGACGCCGCACAAGGAUGUUCAGGACCUGCCCAGUGCCGUGGUGUCAUCCAUCAGGAACUCUUCGGGAAAUAUGUUUGGAGAUGGUGUGGCGCGUGCAUUCAUGCGUGCCCUGGUUGAACUUAUUGGUGGAUAUCGCUUCGGGUUGAGCUUUCCGCCUGGUGAAAAGUGUAAUUUCGAUAUGGAGAAGUUCAUCCGCAACAGACCGGCAGUUUUUCAGCCAUUUUUAGUAAAGUUAGUAAAUCACCAAAUGUUCCGCCAGUUUAUUGAUGAACGACUGGAACUACUAAACAAAGGCGAGGGCUUCAGCGAUGAAUUCGAGCAAGAAGUCUCUCUGUUAAUUGAUCAGGACAACGAAUCCAGCGAACGUUCGUCUAUUGCCGCUCAGUACCGUCGCUGGAGCACAAGAGGCGGAAAUCUCCUAAAAAGCGUGACCAACAAGAUGAAAGACAGGAGCAAAGAAGCUGUAAAAAGAAUCAACGCAAGGAUGCAGGAGGUUAAUGUUAAGGACAACUUUUCCAUUCCCGAUAUUUUAUCGCUUUCUGAUACGAAAGACCCUCCGCCUGGCAGCCCCAAUCAUCGACGACUCUUUUCCACAAAUACUCCGACAUCUGGAAGUUUGAAAACAUCUUCGAUGUAUCUGAAUGAAAUGAAUAGAAUGUCAGUCAUGAAAGUUCCCAGUGAAGACGAGGAUGCUUUUAGUGAUAAAAGCUUUGCAUCUACAUCGACGCCCGAGAAAAUGGGUUCCCAAAUUCUCCCAGAAACACAAGAUAUUUUAACGGAUAGCUUGUCAGUGUCUGUUGACGAAGCAUUGAUUGAUCUCGAAGACGAAGCAGAUAAACGAAAACAAAAGGUGAUGGAAAUAGUGAAUCAGAACAAGUAUCAAAUACCUAGUCCGGUUAUGAUACCCAUGCGCAACGGAAUGCCAGGCCAAAACCAAUCUCCAGCGCCUCCAUCCUGGCCACGCAUCUCCCUGGACGAAAUAAACUCACGUAAAGCUACUCUUCUCCCAGCCAUUCGCAGUACGGCGCCUCAACAGACACGUUCCGUAUUUUAUGACAAUUUUCCGGCUAACAUUUCUGGAUAUUCGACUAACCCACGAUUCGUUGGCCCGGCUAGUCCAUCCAGUUCCACAUUCUACAGAAAUUUGACGCCUGGUGCGAACGAAUUCGCGGCUUCAACGAGAGCCGACAGCACCAUUGAUUCGAACAACAGAGGGAGUGGCAGUGUUCGACAGCCCAUACGAGCGCAUCCUCAAAACCCGGCUACCUCUUCAUGGGAAAAUUUUGACAAAUAACAAAAACAGAAUUGUGCCAUGGCUUAUCCAUCUCCGAAACUGAAAUGUUGUGUUCCUAGUUGCACCAAAGUCUUUCCCGUGUAGAGAAACACAUGUAAUUUAACUUGUCAUAGUAACUAUUUUGGGUGAUAAGUAGUAUUUGACAUCUGGACUUUUCCUGCUUGUAUUAAAAAAAUAGUUUCAAGCGCUUGGCAGCACUUUCAAGGUAUUUUGUUUAACAAAACGGAUGAAAAAACAUCUCAAGAUUUUC